AUGCUUACAGACAAUAUCGAUAGUUUGUCGUCUGGCAAUCUGCUCUACUACAGCGCGGUCGUCGCUUGGUCCGCGGCAGUCUACCAGUUCUUGAUCAAGGACAUCCUCACGGUCGGUCUCGGUCUAGGACGGGUGAUCCAAAGCAUCGAUGAAUUCCCCUACUCGUGUCAGCGCAUCGAGCAUCCGCAGCUAGAAGCGUGCGAAGACCUCUGGCUCGACGGAUCAGAUCGAACUUUGUAUGCAGCAUGCGCCGGUACUAGAAGCCGCAUGGCCUGGAGCCCUGCCAUAUCCAAGCUCGACGCAUCCGGCCGCAGACCCUCUGGCGCGGAGAUUGUUGCUCUGGAAAUCGAUUCUAUUGCCCCUAAUGGCUUCUUCUCUCUGCGUUCAAUUAAACCCACUGGUUCUUUUGGUGCACAGGGCAAUGCGAUUCUCGACACAGUCGGCUUCACGGGGGAGUUUAUCGACGACACAACCAUCCAUUUCUACUUCCCCAACGUCCCGCCCUAUCACGGAACCUACUUCGACGCAACAGAGCUGGGCGCCAACGCCACCGUGGAGGUCUUUGAAUUCAAACGAGGCAACGAUGAAAUGAAACACGUCCGCACCAUCCAAUCAACCGCUGUCUGGUCCCCCAACCGCCCAGCCGCGGUCGGCAACGGCGACUUCCUCGUCACCAACGACCACGGCGCAAAAGUCGGCUGGCGGAAGCACCUCGAACCGCUCAUCGGCGGCGGCACAGUCGCCUACUGCUCUUCCGAGGGGAAAUGCCAUUCCGCAACCCCCGCGCCCGGCAUCGACAUACGCGCGAACCUCAAGUUCCCCAACGGGCUAGCCCGGGGCGAGGACGGGCUCAUCUACGUCCCCAGCUCGGCCGACGGGACCAUCAAGGUGUUUGCGCUGCAGCCGAACAGGACGCUGACACAGCUGCACACCAUCCGCGUCGGCAUGCCGCUCGACAACGUGUCGCCCGAUGCUCGCGGCGACCUGUGGGUCCCUGGGUUCCCCGAUACUAGGCAGACGUACAAGGGUGUUGCGGAUCCGUACCAGCACGUGAGUCCCGCGACGGUGUUCCGGGUCAGGAAGGUGAGUGGCGCAGGGCCGGGCGAGCUGGAGUAUGAAGUCAAGAAGAUGGUGGAGGAUAGGGAAGGAAAAGUAAUCAGUGGCGCUACGACGGUUGUUCAUGAUGUCAAGACUGGAAGGUUAUUCAUGGGCGCUGCUGUUAGUCCGUUUCUCGUCGUCUGUGAGCCGAAGCAGUAG
Molecule: messenger RNA, 1257 nt
Organism: Ascochyta rabiei
Lineage: Eukaryota; Fungi; Ascomycota; Dothideomycetes; Pleosporales; Didymellaceae
Exons: 2
Coding region: 1-1257 (418 amino acids)
Source: RefSeq, a predicted model, not a curated record